AUGGUUUUUUUUGAAAAACAGUUAUUGCAGGAAAAAGAUGAACUAAUUGCCCGGCUCCAAGAAGCACUGCUAAACGUCCAGGAAUCCGAUCCAGAGGGAAAGAAAAUUCGAUCGCACAGCUUUACCGCAGGCGAGAUUUCGAAGAACCAAAGUGCUGCAGGCAAUUUACAAAUUUUGCUUACUGAGCCAGACUCGACUCCAGAACAAGCUCAGGAUUCGAAAAAAACAAAGGAUGGCUGCACCAAAAUUAGCGGGGAAGAGUAUGAGCCAACAAGCAGAAAGAGGAAGAAGGAAAAAGAAUGCAGCGAUAGGGAGAAAAUUAGUCACCUGGCAACUAGUAUACCAGGCCCGAAAUCACCAUCGUACUCCAUCAAACGGCAGGAACGUAGCCCGACAAAGUCCAAAUCACCAGCAGUGGAUCCGGCAAAGCACAAGGAUGAUAAAAGGUAUCUCUGA
Messenger RNA from Gongylonema pulchrum, 456 nucleotides. Lineage: Eukaryota; Metazoa; Nematoda; Chromadorea; Rhabditida; Gongylonematidae. The record is from the annotation of a GenBank genome assembly.